Aspergillus bombycis is the source of this 1044-nucleotide messenger RNA. RefSeq lists its product as uncharacterized. The record is from RefSeq and is a predicted model, not a curated record. NCBI's taxonomy places the organism in Eukaryota, Fungi, Ascomycota, Eurotiomycetes, Eurotiales, Aspergillaceae. The coding region runs from base 1 to 1044 and encodes 347 amino acids. The transcript is spliced from 4 exons.
AUGUCAGAUGCGUUCCCCGACGUCACCUCUCGCUUAGAGCGCUUCCAGGAAGCUCAGGAAUCAUUGUAUGGCGACCUCCACUCUAUCACCAAUCCCCAGGAUUGGACUCCACCUCCGCAGUCUGGCGGCCAUCGCGGCCGAUAUCUCUGGACUGACGCUUUCGGUGUGAUCAACUUCAUCACCCUUCACCGUGAGUACGAGAAGGCUCUGGCGUCCUCUGCCUCUGCGCCUGAUGACCGAUACUUGACCCUGGCGCGUCGACUAGUCGAAACAGUUCAUGACGUGCUGGGGCGAACGCGGGAUGGUCAAAGUCGCCUGCCCGGUGCAACAAAUGACAAUCCGAUGGGUGGUGGACUGCGUAUUGGCGAUAGCGCUGGCCAAAGCCAUCCACCCUCGGUUCUUCAUCGGGCGCAUUUGCCCCGGCCGCGGAUGGUGUGGAAAAUGUCGACCGAUCUGACCACAGCACUGGUGGCCUCGGAGGGCAAUCUAGACCCGGUCGAUGGAUUUGUGACAUUUCGGUUGCUGCAGGCGGCGGCGAUGCAGAUGGGCGAGGGCGAGGUACUAGCUAGUGAGAUCGCAGAUUACAAGAAAGUAAUGGAGAGAAAAGGGAAGCAGUUUGUGACGAGUGAUCCGUUGGAUCUGGGGAUGAGCUUGUGGACAGCACAUUGGUUCGCAGAGAAGGAGGACUGGGCAACAAGAUUGUCCGGUCAAUGCUUUGAACAAAUUUAUGAGCUCUUUGAGGUUGACCGCUACCUCGACCGCAGCCACAAAUAUCGCCUGGCUUUUCGGGAAUUCGGGACUUGUAUGGGCAUCAAAUGCAUGUCAGAGCAAUUGUCUGAGAAAGAAAGCGCCGUCGACCUCAAAGUGUAUGCCAACAAUAUCCUGGACUCAUGGAAUAUAUACAUGCAAAGAUCACUCGCAACAAAAGUGACUCCGGAUGAUCUCCGCCCAAUCACGCGGGUGAUGUAUGCAUCGGCACUGCUACCAGGAGCUUUUGCCCGCGGGUACUUAGGACCAGAGCCUUUGGCCAGGCCAGUGAACUAA